GUCCGGCCACUUCCGGCACGGGAAACUCCAGGCUGCGGCUUCGCCCGGCUUGACAGGCUCGGUCUCUGUGGUCGGCGUGUUGCCUCACCUCGUUCGGCCUCCCGGUCGCGCCCGGCCGCCGCCGUUCCGCCGUCCCUUUCUCGAGCCUCCCCGUCCCUAUGUUCCGGGGCCGGAGUCCGGGAAGCAAAGACCCCCUUGCUCAGUCCCCAUCAUGUCCGAAGUGACCAAAGAGCUGCUGGAGCUGGUGUGGGGCACCAAGAGCAGCCCCGGGCUGUCGGACACCAUCUUCUGCCGCUGGACGCAAGGGUUUGUGUUUAGUGAAUCAGAGGGAUCUGCAUUAGAACAGUUUGAAGGUGGCCCCUGUGCUGUUAUUGCACCUGUUCAGGCAUUUCUUUUGAAGAAGCUUCUGUUUUCCUCUGAGAAGUCGUCCUGGCGGGAUUGCUCAGAGGAAGAGCAGAAGGAACUCCUUUGUCAUACCUUAUGUGAUAUUUUAGAAAGUGCUUGUGACAGCUCUGGAUCAUACUGCUUGGUUUCAUGGUUGAGAGGAAGGACAGCUGAGGAAGCGGCUAGUAUUGCUGGGAGUCCUGCACAGUCUAGUUGCCAAGCGGAGCAUUCUUGUAAGAUACCUUUUUAUUUCAUGAAUGCUGAAAAGUGUCUUUUAUGUAUAGCUGCCUUGGCUGUCGAAGAGCUUGGCUUUGAGCGAUUUCAUGCAUUAAUUCAAAAAAGAUCAUUCAGAACUGUAUCAGAAUUAAAAGAUGCUGUCUUGGACCAGUAUUCAAUGUGGGGAAACAAAUUUGGAGUCUUGCUUUUUCUCUAUUCUGUAUUAUUGACAAAGGGCAUUGAAAACAUAAAGAAUUCAAUUGAAGAUGCAAAUGAGCCUUUGAUAGACCCUGUGUACGGGCAUGGCAGCCAAAGCUUAAUUAACCUCCUACUGACGGGACAUGCGGUUUCUAAUGUAUGGGAUGGUGAUAGAGAGUGCUCAGGAAUGCAACUUCUCGGUAUCCAUGAACAAGCAGCUGUAGGAUUCUUAACAUUAAUGGAAGCUUUACGAUAUUGUAAGGUUGGUUCUUACUUGAAAUCUCCAAAAUUCCCUAUUUGGAUUGUUGGCAGCGAAACUCACCUCACCGUGUUUUUUGCCAAGGAUAUGGCUUUAGUUGCCCCUGAGGCACCUUCCGAACAAGCCAGAAGAGUGUUUCAGACCUAUGAUCCAGAAGAUAAUGGAUUCAUAGCUGACUCUCUUCUGGAAGAUGUGAUGAAAGCCUUGGACCUUGUUUCAGAUCCUGAGUAUAUAAAUCUCAUGAAGAAUAAAUUAGAUCCAGAAGGAUUAGGAAUCAUAUUGUUGGGUCCAUUUCUUCAAGAAUUUUUUCCUGAUCAGGGCUCCAGUGGUCCAGAAUCUUUUACUGUCUACCACUACAAUGGAUUGAAGCAGUCAAAUUAUAAUGAAAAGGUAAUGUAUGUGGAAGGGACUGCUGUGGUUAUGGGUUUUGAAGACCCCAUGCUACAGACAGAUGACACUCCUAUUAAACGCUGUCUACAAACCAAAUGGCCAUACAUUGAGUUACUGUGGACCACAGAGCGCUCUCCUUCACUCAAUUGAGUUGCCUGAGUUUUUAAAGAUGAUUGUAAACGGGUGUUUAAAUGGGGAUUCAUGACUGGCUACAUUAAGCUAAACACUGGUAUUGUUGAUUAACUGUAAAUAACAAUUAAAAACACAUUUUUGGUGUUUAAGAUAUGUUUAAGUUAUUUGUUCUAAAGCUUUAUGUUAAAGGUUAUCCUAUUUUAAUUCUUUCUGUGAAAUUUACUAGCAAAAUUAAGCUUUAAGAGUUCAUCACUUCUGCAGUCAGGUAAUUGGUUGUUAUUUGCCAGAUUACAAACACAAUAUUGCAGCAUUUUUAUAAGACUCAGAUACAGAACCCUGCCUGGGAUCUCAUUCCAUUCAGGUUCAUUUUAUUGUAUUAUUUUUAUCAGCCUCUACACCAAAACUGCAGAAGUUAGUUUUUGUUUUUCAUCGCUAAAAUCUGUUUUCCAUGAGAAAUACUAGUAAAUAACAAAUUCUCAGUCCUGGCCUUUUGAUAACUAAUUUAGCUCUGGCAUGUUUACAAAAAGUGGAAAAUAUGUGGGAACUUGCCAUUUGUUCACAGGUGUGUAGGGAUGUAUCUUUUUACAGUGAUAGGGAGAGAAUCUGUUUGCUAGGAGGUCUUAACACUGUACCUUUCACUGUAUUGCUAAGUACACUUCUCCACCUUUGAUCCUGCAAGCCAGUUUUCUUGUAUAUUUCUAAGCGUGGUAAAUGCAUGAGAACAUCUGUUGUUACUUUAACACAUGGCAUUAUUAUUUAUUAUGGUCCCAGCUAAUACCAUAAAUAAAGACUUUUUUCUUAAACUA
Mesocricetus auratus (golden hamster) is the source of this 2385-nucleotide messenger RNA. It is a transcript of the gene Mindy3, whose product is annotated as MINDY lysine 48 deubiquitinase 3. Lineage: Eukaryota; Metazoa; Chordata; Mammalia; Rodentia; Cricetidae. Gene Ontology annotation, biological process: protein K48-linked deubiquitination. Bases 212 to 1597 code for a protein of 461 amino acids. Gene Ontology annotation, molecular function: K48-linked deubiquitinase activity; cysteine-type deubiquitinase activity. The transcript has 15 exons. The record is from RefSeq and is a predicted model, not a curated record.